Macroventuria anomochaeta is the source of this 1764-nucleotide messenger RNA. RefSeq names its product glutamate-cysteine ligase-like protein. Gene Ontology annotation, biological process: glutathione biosynthetic process. NCBI's taxonomy places the organism in Eukaryota, Fungi, Ascomycota, Dothideomycetes, Pleosporales, Didymellaceae. The transcript is spliced from 3 exons. Bases 1 to 1764 code for a protein of 587 amino acids. The record is from RefSeq and is a predicted model, not a curated record. Gene Ontology annotation, cellular component: glutamate-cysteine ligase complex. Gene Ontology annotation, molecular function: glutamate-cysteine ligase activity.
AUGUACAAACCGGCGAUACAAAGUAGGUCCACAACAACGGCGGUGAGGAUCUAUGUUGACCAUAGCAGAGGGAUAAGCAACCCUGCACCAGUCUUCCACCCCGAGUUUGGGCGCUUCAUGCUUGAAGCAACCCCCGGGAAACCUUGGGGCAUUGGCUUCAAGGAUUUGUUGGAUGUGGAGCCCAACAUGAAGUGGAGACGGAAGAUUGCCAAGGAGCACAUGGAGGCAACUGAGUUCCCAAUUACCUUGACAACAUUCCCUCGACUUGGUAACAAAGACUGCCUCAUACCGGACUAUCCACCAUCAGGACCAAAGCUACGAUCUCAGUUCGUGCCGGAUGAGAUCGCAAACCCCCACAUUCGGUUCCCAACACUAGCAGCGAAUAUUCGCUGGCGAAGAGGCAGGAAGGUGCAAGUCAACGUGCCUGUGUUCAGAGACGAGAACACUCCGUGGCCGUGGAAAGACCCCACCGUCGACUACGAUCUGCACAACUGGCCUGAGGACGAUGAUGUCCGCAACGGAGCUGCUCCAGACAAUUUCAUUCACAUGGAUGCCAUGGCUUUUGGUAUGGGCAGCUGCUGUCUGCAAAUUACUUUCCAAGCCAAGAACAUCGAGGAGGGGCGGACAAUGUAUGACCAGCUCAGCCCACUGGGGCCUAUCUUACUUGCACUGACUGCAGCUACACCCAUCUACAAGGGAUUCUUGGCAGAUACUGAUGUACGCUGGAACCAGAUCAGUCGGGCCGUUGACGAUCGUACGCCUGAGGAGCUAGGAGAGAAGGCAAGUCCUCUCAAGAACGAUCGCUGGCGACUACCCAAGUCUCGUUAUGCUUCCAACUCAACCUACAUUUCUCAAGAUCCGCGGUUACGGAAGGAAUAUCUGGAUCCUGAUCUCAUCAUCGACGAAGAUCUCAAGAAGCGUCUGAUCGAGGGUGGCAUGGAUGACGCUCUAGCAACCCACUUCGCUCACCUCUUCAUCCGCGAUCCUAUUGUCAUCUUCAAUGAAGAUCUCAAGGAACUCGACCUCAACAAGGCCGACCAUUUCGAGAAUCUUCAGUCCACCAACUGGCAACACAUGCGCUUCAAGCCACCACCAGUGGGCUCUGAAAUCGGCUGGCGUGUCGAGUUCCGACCAAUGGAGAUCCAGAUCACCGAUUUUGAAAACGCGGCCUUCUCCAUCUUUAUCGUCCUCAUCACCCGCGCGAUCCUCUCCUUCAACCUCAACUUCUACAUUCCAAUCACACGCGUUUCAGAGAAUAUGGAGACAGCACACAUCCGCGACGCUGUCUCGAGCCAGAAGUUCUGGUUCAGGAAAUCCCCCUUCCCAUCUCAACCCUCCGGCCGCACAAACGGAACGGGCACGUCGACACCCGCCAAUAUGCCCAGCCGCCCGCCUACACCCGGUCCUGUUGAGGACGAGUAUGAUCAGAUGAGCGUCAACGAGAUCAUCAACGGACAGCAAACAGAUGGCGGUUUUCCUGGUCUUAUUCCACUUGUCGAGUCGUACCUCAACAGCAUGAACGUCGAUGUCGAGACAAGAUGUGACUUGGCGACGUACCUCGAUCUCAUCAGGAAGAGGGCAAAUGGCACGUACUGGACAGCAGCGAAAUGGAUCAGGAACUUCGUACAGACGCACCCGGAGUACAAGAAAGACAGUGUGGUCAGUGACGAGAUUACGUACGACCUUGUCAAGGCGGCAGAGCAGAUCACGAAAGAGGAGGCGCGUGAUGGACUGGGCAAGGAGAUGUUGGGCUUACGAUGGUAG